Amborella trichopoda is the source of this 3328-nucleotide messenger RNA. The record is from RefSeq and is a predicted model, not a curated record. Lineage: Eukaryota; Viridiplantae; Streptophyta; Magnoliopsida; Amborellales; Amborellaceae.
UUAUAUUCAUGUGGCCUGUAUAUGUAUGCUCAUUCUGGUUAGGAUUAUGUGUUAGUGUUAGGGUUUGCAGUGCGCACUAUAAUUCGUUUUCCUGGUGAGGGGAUUGAGUAAGAAUGGCUCGACUGAUUAAGCCAUGUCAUGGGUCGGCUUUUUUCGGGGUUUCAUUGGCAAAGCGGGGUUUUUCGAGCCUAAUACCAUCUUUUCAUGAACAAACCGCCAAAUGUGGAGGUUACUGUCAACAUCCCCAAAGAAAUUAUCAACGUAAUUUAAGUGCCCUAUCCCAGCAGGUUUCACAUUGGAGGAGAAUUCAGUUUCCCCACCCUUUGUCCACCAGUAAGAGACUUACUCGGGCGCUGAAUAGUUCAGUUGCAACACAACGUUUCCCAACUCAAACUGAAAAUUCAAAGAUGGAGACCCCCAAAGAGAUCUUUCUUAAGCACUAUAAGAUGCCUGACUAUUUUUUCGACACGGUUGAUCUAAAAUUUUCACUUGGUGAAGAUAAAACAAUUGUUUGCUCCAGAAUAACUGUUUUACCAAGGGUUGAAGGUGUUUCAUUUCCAUUGAUCUUGGAUGGACAAGAUCUCAAGUUGGUUUCAAUCAAACUUAAUGGCGAGGAACUGAAGAAGGAAGAUUUUGUUUUGGACUCGCGCCAUCUCAUAUUGGCUUCGCCUCCAACAAAGCCAUUCAUAUUGGAGAUUGUCACGGAGAUAUAUCCUCAGAACAAUACAUCGUUAGAGGGUCUUUAUAAAUCAUCUGGGAACUUUUGUACUCAAUGUGAAGCAGAAGGUUUCCGCAAGAUUACAUUUUAUCAGGAUCGCCCUGACAUCAUGGCAAAAUAUACAUGCCACGUUGAGGCUGAUAAAACACUAUAUCCCGUAUUGUUAUCCAACGGAAAUCUUAUUGAGCAAGGGGACCUUGAGGAUGGCAGGCAUUAUGCUCUCUGGGAAGAUCCUUUCAAGAAACCCAGUUACUUGUUUGCAUUAGUUGCUGGGCAGCUUAUAAGCAGAGAUGACACAUUUGUGACCCGUUCUGGGCGUAAGGUUUCACUUAGGAUCUGGACCAAAGCAGAGGAUGUACCAAAGACAGCCCAUGCCAUGCAUUCCCUUAUGGCAGCCAUGAAGUGGGAUGAAGAAGUUUUUGGUCUUGAAUAUGACCUUGAUCUCUUCAACAUUGUGGCAGUCCCAGAUUUUAACAUGGGAGCUAUGGAAAACAAGAGCCUCAAUAUAUUCAACUCCAAGCUUGUCUUGGCAUCUCCUGAAACAGCAACAGAUGCAGAUUAUGCUUCAAUAUUAGGGGUUAUUGGUCACGAGUAUUUCCAUAACUGGACAGGCAACAGGGUGACAUGUCGUGACUGGUUCCAGCUUAGUUUGAAGGAAGGUCUUACAGUUUUUAGGGAUCAGGAGUUCUCAUCUGAUAUGGGAAGUCGCACGGUUAAGCGAAUUGCAGAUGUUUCAAGGCUUAGAACUUACCAGUUUCCUCAGGAUGCUGGGCCCAUGGCUCAUCCUGUAAGACCCCACUCAUACAUCAAGAUGGACAAUUUCUAUACAGUGACGGUGUAUGAGAAGGGGGCUGAAGUCGUUAGGAUGUACAAAACCUUGCUUGGAAGUUCAGGAUUCCGGAAAGGGAUGGAUCUCUAUUUUAAAAGGCACGACGGGCAAGCAGUUACUUGUGAGGACUUUUUUGCUGCUAUGCGUGAUGCGAAUGAUGCAGACUUCUCUAACUUUUUGUUGUGGUAUUCUCAAGCUGGAACUCCUCUUGUCAAAGUGACCUCGUCCUACAACUCUGAGACAAAUACUUACUCUCUCAAGUUUAGUCAACAAGUGCCUCCUACUCCAGGACAGCCAGUUAAGGAUCCUAUGUUUAUACCUGUGGCUAUUGGCCUCUUGGAUUCAAAUGGGAAUGACCUUCCUCUGACAUCUGUUUUUCACGAAGGGCUGCUGCAUUCUAUCUCAAGCAAUGGUCAUCCAGUGUCCACAACAGUCUUACGAGUUACAAAGGAAGAAGAAGAAUUUGUUUUCCAUGACAUACCUCAUAAGCCCGUUCCAUCGAUCUUGCGGAAUUAUAGUGCCCCCAUUCGUCUCGACUCUGAUCUGACUGAUGAUGACCUAUUUUUCCUUCUUGACCAUGAUUCUGAUGAAUUCAAUCGUUGGGAGGCAGGACAAAUAUUGGGAAGGAAGCUGAUGUUGAGCCUUGUAGCUGACUAUCAACAGAACAAGCCUCUCGUUUUGAACCCUAAGUUUGUAAAUGGAAUGAAGAGCAUUUUGUGUGACUCUAGCUUGGACAAAGAAUUCAUUGCUAAGGCAAUUACUUUACCUGGUGAGGGAGAAAUCAUGGACAUGAUGGAAGUUGCGGACCCAGAUGCUGUUCAUGCUGUUCGCUGUUUCAUUAAAAAACAGCUUGCUUCUGAGCUCCGUGGAGAGUUUCUCACGACAGUUAAGGACAACAGCAGUGCAGAACCUUAUGAAUUUAAUCAUCAUAACAUGACCAGACGUGCUUUAAAAAAUACUGCUCUUGCUUACCUUGCUUCAUUGGAUGACCUUGAACUCACAAAACUCGCAUUGAAUGAAUACAAAUCUGCGACAAACUUGACUGAGCAAUUUGCAGCUCUAACAGCUAUAGCUCAGAAUCCUGGCGAAGCCCGAGAUAGUGUUCUUGCAGAUUUCUACCGGAAAUGGGAGCAUGACUAUUUGGUUGUGAACAAGUGGCUCACUCUUCAAGCCAUAUCUGACAUACCAGGAAAUGUCAAGAAUGUCCAAAGAUUGCUGAACCAUCCAUCCUUUGACAUUCGCAAUCCAAACAAGGUCUAUUCUCUCAUUGGAGGUUUUUGCGGAUCUCCAGUAAAUCUCCAUGCGAAGGAUGGAUCUGGCUACGAGUUCUUGGGUGACAUAGUUUUGCAGCUGGAUAAAUUGAAUCCUCAGGUAGCUGCACGGAUGGUGUCUGCUUUCUCACGAUGGAGGCGCUAUGAUGAAACACGGCAAGCUCUUGCCAAGGUACAGUUGGAGAAGAUCGUAGCUGCCAAUGGGUUGUCAGAAAAUGUGUAUGAAAUUGCCUCCAAGAGCUUGGCUGCUUAGAGAGAGAGAGAGAGAGAGAGAGAGAGAGAGAGAGAGAGAGUAGGGAAAAGUGUCAGAUAGUUCUCAGGAUUCUCUGUUUAAUCCCGUUAUAAUCUUCCCACUUUGUCCUAUGGGUAUUUUUCUCUCUUAUUUGAGAAAGGCAUUUUGUGUAGUUCCAAAUGCUUUUAGGGUGGUUAUGUUUAGAGGGACUACUGAUCAUAUUUUGCUAAUAAAAGGACAUGCUAUGGUAAUUAAACUAUGGACACAGAUUAUGAGUC